AUGUCUAACCUCUCUGCCGCCUUUGGCACCUGUUGGAUUUUAAGCUUGAGGGAAAAGGAGGGCACCAAAUCGGGUGCGCGCCAGCAGGUGGCCGACAGGAAGGUGGUGGCCGCAAAGGAGACGAAAAAGUUGCUGGAGCCCAUCAACUUGCGGCUCCAACUCGUUAUGAAAAUUGGGAAGUACGUGCUGGGCUUCAAGCAGACGCUGAAGAUGAGCAGGCAAGACAAAGCGAAACUGGUCAUCCUGGCCAACAGGUGCCUGGCCUGGAGGCAAUCAGAAAUUGAGGACUACGCCAGGUUGGCCAAAACCGGUGUCCAUCACUCCAGCGGCCACAUGGAGUUGGGCACAGCAUGUGGCAAGUCCUAUAGGGUGUGCACGCUGGCCAUCAUCGACCCCGGGGAUUCUGAUAUCAUUAGAAGCAGGCCAGAACAGACUGGUGAAAAAUAAAUCCCGCAAUAUUUUUCUUUAAUAAAACUGGCCAGAGCUUGUUUAAA
Molecule: messenger RNA, 494 nt
Organism: Echinops telfairi (small Madagascar hedgehog)
Lineage: Eukaryota; Metazoa; Chordata; Mammalia; Afrosoricida; Tenrecidae
Product: 60S ribosomal protein L30-like
Exons: 2
Coding region: 1-447 (148 amino acids)
Cellular component (GO): cytosolic large ribosomal subunit
Molecular function (GO): RNA binding; structural constituent of ribosome
Source: RefSeq, a predicted model, not a curated record